Molecule: messenger RNA, 344 nt
Organism: Dentiscutata erythropus
Lineage: Eukaryota; Fungi; Glomeromycota; Glomeromycetes; Diversisporales; Gigasporaceae
Source: the annotation of a GenBank genome assembly
UAAUACAUAUCAUGAGAUUUUAGAACCACCACUUAACACAAACAUAUCAUGUAAAACGAACACAGUAUUACCCGAACAUGUUGCAGAUAUACUUCCGUUAAACUAUAAUUAUUUUAUCUCUGAAGUUCACCAAAUUCCUGCUUAUAUUACAACAGAAGGGUUUUCAGUUGAUCAUUUUAAAGUUAAUUUCUUUGUGAAUGUUGAUACUAGCGAAGAGAUUCGACAAACUGAGUUAACCACAGAAUAUAUGGGAGCAGUGGCCGCAAAAUAUCAUAUUGGAUCUUUAAAUUUUCUUCCAUCACUAACACCUAAUGAUCGUGCCCGUUUUGCAUAUAUUGCACGUG